Messenger RNA from Caenorhabditis bovis, 1407 nucleotides. Lineage: Eukaryota; Metazoa; Nematoda; Chromadorea; Rhabditida; Rhabditidae. The record is from the annotation of a GenBank genome assembly.
AUGCUCGUUUCAUUUCAUUGUGCUUAUCAUUUUGUCUCGUCGUUUUUCAUUAAACAUCCGAAGUCGAGUGCGGCGAGCUCGUCGAUGACGGCUGUUGGAAGGAUGCCAAUCACCAAGGUGCACGCACGCCAAAUCUACGACUCUCGCGGUAAUCCGACGGUCGAGGUUGACCUCUUCACCGAGAAGGGGGUGUUCCGCGCCGCUGUCCCAUCGGGCGCGUCGACUGGCGUCCAUGAGGCGUUGGAGCUUCGCGACGGCGACAAGGCCGUCCAUCUCGGCAAGGGUGUCCUCAAGGCGGUCGCCAACAUCAACGACAAAAUCGCGCCGGCUCUCAUCGCGAAAGGAUUCGACGUGACUCAGCAGAAGGAGAUUGACGAGUUCAUGAUUGCCCUUGACGGAACUGAGAACAAGGCGUCGCUUGGCGCCAACGCGAUUCUGGGUGUCUCGUUGGCGGUGGCCAAGGCGGGAGCCGUCCACAAAGGUGUGCCGCUCUACAAGUACAUCGCCGAGCUCGCCGGCGUCUCGAAGGUCGUCCUGCCGGUGCCGGCGUUCAACGUGAUCAACGGCGGCUCGCACGCCGGCAACAAGCUCGCCAUGCAGGAGUUUAUGAUUUUGCCGGUCGGCGCGACGAGUUUUGCCGAGGCGAUGCGAAUGGGCGCCGAGGUCUAUCAUCAUUUGAAGGGCGAGAUCAAGAAGCGCUACGGAUUGGACGCGACCGCCGUUGGUGACGAGGGUGGCUUUGCGCCAAACAUUCAGGACAACAAGGAGGGAUUGGAUCUGCUCAACACGGCCAUCGCCAAAGCCGGCUAUACGGGAAAGAUCUCGAUUGGAAUGGACGUUGCCGCGUCGGAGUUCUACAAGGACGGCAAGUACGAUUUGGACUUCAAGAACCCGCAAUCGGACUCGUCGAAAUGGCUGACCGGCGAGGAGCUCGCCGCCCUCUACCAGUCGUUCAUCAAAGAGUACCCAGUCGUCUCUAUUGAAGACGCGUUCGAUCAGGAUGAUUGGGAUAACUGGGGCAAGCUUCAUGCGGCCACCAACAUUCAAUUGGUUGGCGAUGAUUUGACGGUGACGAAUCCGAAGAGAAUCAUGACGGCGAUUGAGAAGAAGUCGUGCAAUUGUUUGUUGCUCAAGGUCAACCAGAUUGGAUCGGUGACCGAGUCGAUCGAGGCGGCGAAAUUGUCGCGCGCCAACGGAUGGGGCGUGAUGGUGUCGCAUCGAUCCGGCGAGACCGAGGACACGUUCAUUGCGGACCUCGUCGUUGGUUUGGCGACGGGACAAAUCAAGACAGGCGCGCCGUGCCGCUCGGAGCGUCUCGCCAAGUACAAUCAGCUUUUGAGAAUUGAGGAGGAGCUUGGUCCCGACGCGGUCUACGCUGGACUCAAAUUCAGAAACCCGCAAGCCUAA